Messenger RNA from Meriones unguiculatus (Mongolian gerbil), 1439 nucleotides. It is a transcript of the gene Mtfp1, whose product is annotated as mitochondrial fission process 1. Gene Ontology annotation, cellular component: mitochondrion. The transcript has 5 exons. Bases 319 to 783 code for a protein of 154 amino acids. The record is from RefSeq and is a predicted model, not a curated record. NCBI's taxonomy places the organism in Eukaryota, Metazoa, Chordata, Mammalia, Rodentia, Muridae. Gene Ontology annotation, biological process: mitochondrial fission.
GUGUUAGCUGAGUGGAGACGGAGGUGGCGGUGAGGCUCUGCCUUGCGGUGACUCGACAGUGCAGGGGGAGUCAUGCCGGAGCCGCAGCAGCAGGGCGCCGAGCGCGACCUUUACAGGGACUCGUGCGUGCGCUACCUCGGGCUGAACACGAGGCACUCUUGUCGGGUGCUGAUGGUAAGAGCCGGCUGUGGCAAGGCCCUGAAAGGCCUGGCACUUGGUCAGUGUCGGUGGUACCCACGCUCAGUCAUUCCCUGGCUUCCGGUCGCCUAACUGGUGCAGAUCCCCAGAACCGCGGCCAGGAACUUUGAUCAGUCAGCCAUGAACUUCUUUGUUGGCGUCAGUCCGAAAGGCUAUGCCAAUGAAGUCGGGGAGGCUUUCCGCUCCCUGGUGCCUCCCGCUGUGGUGUGGUUGAGCUAUGGCGUGUCCAGCUCCUACGUGCUGGCCGAUGCCAUAGACAAAGGCAAGAAGGCAGGAGAGGCGCCGGGUCCUGAAGCAGGCCGAAGCACCAGAGUGACCCUGGCUGUGGUCGACACCUUUGUGUGGCAGUCUCUGGCCUCCGUAGCCAUCCCAGGCUUCACCAUCAACCGCCUGUGCGCCGCCUCUCUGUAUCUCCUGGGUACAAUGACCCGCUGGCCCCUGACUUUCCGCAAAUGGACCACCACCACACUUGGGCUGCUGGCCAUCCCCUUCAUCGUCCAUCCCAUUGACAGGUCGGUAGACUUCCUCCUGGACUCCAGUCUGCGCAAGCUGUACCCAUCGGUGGGGAAGCCCAGCUCCUCUUGACCCUGUCCUGUGCCUUGCCCGUGUUUGACCCACUCACAUCAAAGGAUGUGGAUGCAUGGCUGUUUGGGGUCCACAGCACUGGCAUCUGUGAGUUCAAACUGAUAGAAGCUUAGAAGCCAAGGCCUUGAGGAGUGGUGGCUACAGAGAGUGCCAGAGGAGGGACCCGACCUGUCUGCAUCAGUGGCCGUGGUACUGAGUGGGAAAGGACACUGGCUGGGCCUGUCUUUUGAAAUCUUUUUUUUUUUUAAGUAUUUAUUUUAUGUGUGUAAGUGUUUUACCUGUAUGUAUGAAUGUGUGCACACCACCCUUGGAGGUUAAAAGAGGUGGUUAGACCCCCUGAAACUGGAGUUAGGGAUAGUCGUGAGCCGCCAUGUGGUGCUGAGAACUGAAUCUGGUUCCUCUGCAAGAGCAGCCAGUGCUCUUAGCACUCAAGUACCUGUCAGCCUCUGGGUCUAUCUUCUGAUGGAAAAGUUAUAUCCUCCCAUGGAGGAGAAGGAUAUUAAGGCCCAGAGAGGGCAAGGAACACUCCUAAGAUCACAAUACUCAGGACUGAGUCUCUGGCCAGCCCAUCCCUGCCACAGGAACUGCUAGGGUCUGGUUGGGAGGCAAGACAAUCACAAACCAAAAUGCUAGGCCAAUAAACCCUUCAAAAGUGU